Messenger RNA from Phytophthora nicotianae INRA-310, 2173 nucleotides. RefSeq lists its product as hypothetical. The coding region runs from base 10 to 342 and encodes 110 amino acids. NCBI's taxonomy places the organism in Eukaryota, Oomycota, Peronosporomycetes, Peronosporales, Peronosporaceae. The record is from RefSeq and is a predicted model, not a curated record. The transcript has 2 exons. Gene Ontology annotation, cellular component: FANCM-MHF complex; Fanconi anaemia nuclear complex. Gene Ontology annotation, biological process: replication fork processing; DNA repair; kinetochore assembly.
UUUAUCGACAUGGCUCCGCCGACCUUCAAGCCUGCGCUGGUGGAGCAACUCUUCCAGUCCGCGUGGGCGGCUAAUGCGGCCAGCGCGGCCGAGACUGUGGCUAGUGAUAGCAGCGAGGAGGAGGAGCUAUUUGAUUCCGCCCCAUUGGUCAGUGCAGCAGCUGCCGCCUCCCGGGUACGCAAGAUCCAUACAGACGCAGUGAAGCUCAGCGCUGAGAUGCUGCGGCUCUUUGUGGUGGAGGCGUUACGUCGCGCGCAGAUGGAGGCCAUGGUAGACGACAGUGAGCAGGUCGAGCCACAGCACGUGGAGCAGAUCCUGGCACAGCUUCUGCUGGAUUUCUAGGCACGAGCUGCAGGUUUUGACCGUCCAAGUGGACGAAACUGCGUCAUGAUGGUCGAAAGGUGGGCCUGUUGGCGAUGGAACAACGAGUCGGCUAGGAAGAUGCUAUGGUGAAGACGCUCGGGGUCCAGAGACGUUCCAGACGCGUCUGAAACUGCUGCAAGUUUCGCUAACGAAUGAUGAAGCUGCUGAAGUCGCAUGAGGCGCUGAAAAGCAAUGGAAGGAUGUAUGUUAGCUGGACUGGAGAGCAGAAAGGAAAGCAGAGACGAAGAAAUUGUUUACCUGCUGGAGCAUGUCGUACAAGUAGUGAACGUUAGAAGAGAGUCCGGAGAUGGGGUCGUGUGCAAACUUUUCGUGGGCUGAUGCGUGUUUAAUGUAUGGCCGCACCGCUUCUUGGAAGCGAGUGCUCUCGUUGGCGUUGCGAAUUUUCUGCUGGAGUAUUGAGUCGACGAGAAACUGAUGAUAUAUGAUGGAAAGAAGUUAGUGUGGACUGCUGUACAUGCCCAUAUUACCAGCAAUAUCAUCUACCUGUGCAGCACCAAACCGUGCGCCGAGCACGUCGUUUUCAGCACUUUGAAGCAGCUUCUCGAGCUGCUCACUGGUUUGUGCAAUUUCUUCAUCGCACUAUUGCAGACUCAACAAUAAUUUGCGAAGCUCUUGUUCCCAUUUUCUCUUCGCUGCAGUCUAGGUGAAUGCGGUGUUAGGCAACAACAUUGAAAUAAGCCCAACUUUCUGUCGCGCCAACUCACCUUUCCGAGGUUAUCUGCUCGCUGCUGUCGCUCCAAUUGCUCUACCUCUCGGUCUUUUUCCUCAAUUGCGACCAGGAGCUUCUGGAGUUGAUGAGCGUGGCUUUCCUGCAACGAUAAUUGCGCUUGAUCGUGCUGGUUCGUUAGACGAUCCGUAGAUUCCUUAAUCUGCUGCUCGGUCUGUUUCUUCAGGUCCAUGGAAUAUCUCGAAAUCGUUGCAACCUCUUUCCACUUUCUCAAUGCUCGUCCAGUGAGUUUUAAAGUGCCAUGAACAAGCACUCUCAGCAAUAUCAACUGCUGCUUUUUGUGUCGGUCUGCUGUCAUUUUCCACUUCUGCAAUACCUGAGCAAGCAGUGGUUUUAAGAUUCUUUGAUUGUAGUGGCGCUCCGACAUUCGUUCGAGAUGAGCAUCGAGCUUAAGGUGUUCAACACGUUGGAUGUCACCCAAUUGGUUGCGAGUGGAGCAACGCUGGGCGAAUUGUUGCCACCGUCGAAAUGUACUGUGGUUCUGUACUACUGCUUUCUUGACAAUCAGUCCGCGUAACAGCGUUGAUCGCUGUCUUAUCGAUAAGCAGUGAAGACGGAUAGCUGCCCAGCAUUUCCGAGUGAGUCGAUAGUUGCUUCGCUGCUGAAAUGCCUCUAGCCGGCAAACUAUCACUUGGUUACUCAAACUUGCGAAAUCUCGCCAGCGAAUAAAAUACUGGUCACGACGCAGUUUUCCGAGUGCUUUUCGUACUUCGCCAAGCUGUCGAGCUUUACGCUCGCGGUUUUGAUUCUGUAUUCGAAGACCUCGUAUCCACCGCACAAAAACUUCACUCAUGAUUUCGUUCUUCUUGCGUCGAAUCGUCUGGUUAAUGAGUUUCUCCUGGAGUGCAGUUUUCGCAGCUUUUUGUCGUGCUGUAUUAAUCGGACGUGAGUGCGAGCGAGUGAGAUCGUUAAAGCCUAGUUCCAUCGCCUUGGAAAAGAAGCUGUGCACUUUCGGCGGGCUGUACGAUUGGCUUGGACUGUCAGGGAAUUGUUGCGACGGAGUAGUCUCAGAUGCCGGCAUACUUCUAAGCGAGUGUUCAAGCUGUUCUCUUUCCGCUCCAC